This is a messenger RNA of Hermetia illucens (black soldier fly), 7035 nucleotides long. It is a transcript of the gene Root, whose product is annotated as rootletin. NCBI's taxonomy places the organism in Eukaryota, Metazoa, Arthropoda, Insecta, Diptera, Stratiomyidae. Bases 148 to 6177 code for a protein of 2009 amino acids. The record is from RefSeq and is a predicted model, not a curated record. The transcript is spliced from 16 exons.
UUGAAGUGGUUUUAGUAAAGUGCCUUGAAAGACUCUUCUGUAAAGUUGACUUAUUGUGGUGUGAUUGAGCCUCCCUUUCUUAAAAAAAAAUCCAGUUCUUUAACCGUUGCAACAUUCACCUAUCACCUUAUCUGAGAAUCGUGGAAAAUGUCACGUGUACCAUACAAAAGCACAUUGAACACAAAUUUGGGAUCACCGACACGAGAAAAGCAAACAGUAGGAAGCAAGAAACCAUUCUCACGGCCUUUUAACAAAAGUCGUAUUGAGAAUAGCACGUCUACACCAAGGAUGUCGAGUCCGACAUCUGCAGAAACAUCAACGCUUCUUCGGCAAAAUCAAGAACUGCGUCAACGUCUUCAGGACGAAGCUGGCAGUUACCGGCGCCGAAUCGAUGCCUACAAACAAGCGCAGCAGAACCAAGCUGCUCUCGUCAGUCGUUUACAGGCGAAAGUUCUGCAAUAUAAGCAGCGAUGCAAUGAUUUGGAGGGAAAAAUUCACGAUAUAAAACCCAUUUCAACAUGCUCUCCGAAAAAAUCAUCAAUGGGACCGUGUCCAUCAUCUGGAAUGCCAUUACCACCUCCACCAACUCACCACACCCAUCAGCCCACAAGUUUACCUUGCAGCUCUCCACCUUUAGACACACCCCCACCUUGUCGAGAUUACGUUCACCAUGAUCAUGAUGAUAUUUGCCGGAAUUUAGACGAGGAAAAGCACAGAUGCGAACAAUUGAUUGCUCAGAACAACACACUCCGUCAACAAUUGAUUGAAUCAAAUCGAACAAACGAGGCUUUGACGAAUGACUUACAGAAGCUAACAAAUGACUUUGCGAAUCUUCGGGAUGAGCUCCUCCUCAAAGAAGAUGAAUUCAAGGAAGAAGAACAGGCAUUCAAUGACUACUACAACAAUGAGCACCACCGUCUUCUGAAAAUGUGGCGAGAAGUCGUUGCCAUGAAACGCUCAUUCAAGGAUAUGCAAACUGCCAUGAAAUCUGAGCUGAGUCAAAUGCGAGUUGAUGUAACAGGUGCCAACCGUGAAAUUUCCGGAGCUUGCAGCAAUGUCCUGUUCAACUUCAAACAGUCCAGCCGAGCAGGAGAAGCUCAACUACAGCAAACCGAGCGAGAGUCCGUGGACCUGAAGAAUACAAUUCAAUCCCUGAAAUCAGACUACGACAAAGCUCGUCACGAAAUCAACCAAAAGGACGCUCGGCUCCAGGAUCUACUCCAACAAGUGAAGGCACUUGAAGAACGUUGUGCUGCCGCAGAGAGCCAAGCCGCCUUAGCGAAUCGAUUAAACGAUGAGAUUGAGCGUUUGAAUACUGCCCUCCGUGAUAUCGCUCAUGCUGUCGUACAAGAUGCCGAAACUAGUCCCGAUGGAGAAGAGCACAUUGCGCCACCAUCCAUUCAUCAUAUGCAUUUGUCCCAAGGUGGAAGUAUUCCAGCUUCCCAUUCACUGCCACCGAGAUCACCUCGACGAAGUUCGGCUCGAACUUCACAAGCGUUUGCUGAAGGGACCAUAUCAGCUGUACAGGCGGCUUUGCAUAAGUAUCAACUAUGCCUGCAUGACUUCCAAGUGAAAAUACAAUCAAACAACGAUGUCCUUCAGGCGACGAAAAAGCAACUGGAGCAAGCCGAACAGGCUAAGGAGCUGCUAACCAAUAAGGUCACACAGCUUACAGAUAAGUUGGAAGCUACAAAUUGUCAGCUCAGUGAGCUGUUCAAGGAGCGCGAAAGUCUGCAGAAAAGUUUGGACUCGAUUCGAAAUGAUAAACAGAAUGUGGAGAGAAGUCGUGCAGAACUGAAUAGUGUGGUUGACAAUCUCAGUGCUGAUUAUGAAAAACUACAAACAAACAAUGGCAAACUGCAAAAAUAUAUUGAUACCCUGGAAGAAGAUAAAAAAGCAUUAGAACUGGAAAUGCAAAGGAUUCUUAAGGACAAGGACAUUACCGAAAUGAAUUUGAGAGCCGAAGAAGAAAGGGGAAGCCGACUAAGGGAAGAAACUAUCACUUUGAGGGAGGAGCUAAAUAAAUUGUAUCUUUCGCGGGAUUUACUUGAACAACAACGGAUGGAAUCCGAUAAUUUAAUAUCCAUACUAGAAAAACAGAAGACCGAUCUCCAGUUCGAUUUAGAAAAAGUUCUGAUGGAAAAGUCAAACCUGCAAAAUCGAAUAGAGCGUGUUAGCUCUACUUGUGAUACCACCUCUGACGAGUUAAAAGCCUUAAAGGAAGGCCUCAUGGAAUGCGAAAACGAGCGCAAUAAACUUCGAGUCCAAACAAAUGACCAAGCGGCUGAUAUUGCCUCUUUGAAAAAGGAGCUGAUAUCUGCCGAGCAAGUUAGGCUGGAGCUUGAAUCAGAACGUGUAAGCCUCACUGAGAAACAAAAAUGCAUAGAAUGUGAAAAAGAAAAGAUUGAACAGGAGCUGGCCCAUGUUACUCGCGAUAGAGCCGAUAUACACAACCAGUUAACUGCUGUGAGUAGAAAGAAAGAAGCACUCAAUGAAGAACUGUUGAGAACCCGGCAGAAAUUGGAGCAAGCUAACGAAACAAACAAUCGUUUGAACCGAAGCAUGGAAGACCUAGUUAAGGACAAUGAGGAGCGUCAGGUUAUAAUUGAAGGCCAUUUGAAGGAAAUCCAAAGAUUGCAGGAAAUCAUUGCUUCCUUACGGAGUGAAAAAGAGAGUCUCGAAGGAGUUCUUUUCGAUACAAACACAACACUUGAAGGUACUGAAGAAAGGAGGGCUCAGCUAGAACGUGACUUCCAAGACUUACGUGUAAAGGAAGAAGGCCUUAAAAAUCAGGUCAAUCGCCUCAACAAAGAACUGGAUGCAUUAAAUCGGCGAUCACAAGAGAUGAAAACCCAAUUGGUUAACGCUGCUCGAGCACAGGAGGAAGAGUUCCAGCAGAAAAUGGCACAGAUCCAGGGAGCCAAUGAGGACAAUGUACGCAAGCUUAACGACGAGAAAGAAAACUUACGAGCCGGCUUAGAAAAACGAAUGCAACAAGCAUUGCAAGCAUUGCAAACUAAUAAGGACGAAGAAAUUGAAAAACUCCAGGAACGUAUUGAGGCACUUGAAAAUCAUUUGGAGAAUAUUUGUCAGCAACACAAAGAAAACAUGAUUCGUGCUGAGAGCGAGAAGCAGCAGGCUCUACUCAUGGCUCAUCAGGAUAAACAGGCUGUUGCGGAGAGGCUGGAUGGCGUUAGCAGAGAAUUGAAGGCAGAAGCUGAAGGCAGUGAACGGCUUCGUCGUGAAGGCGAGGCCAGAGCUGAAAAGGAUCGAAAUUUGAUUUGUCACCUCAAAGACGAUUUAGCGAAGCUAAGAAUGAAGAGCGAAGAAAUAAAAACGCAUCUUGAAGAAGAAGUCAGUAAGCUGAAUAUCCAGAUUAAUUCUCUAGAAGAAGAAAGGGACAAUGCUUGUCGAAUGAUAGAAGAGUUAAAAAUGGAGAUUCGGCUGAAAGAAGACCGAGCGGAAAGCCUUAACAACCAAUUGCAGGAUACUUUAAGAAAGCUUAAAGAAAGUGAAAAUGCAAGUGACGCUGUCCGUAAAGAACUAACAGACACCCGUCGAGUGCUCGGCGACAGCAACAUCGAACGCGACAAGUAUGCCAAUAGCAACAAAGAACUUCGGGACCACAUUAAACGUGUAGAAGCAUCUAAACGCGAACAGGGUCGUGGAAUGGAGGAAGCCUUGCAGAAAAUAUCAAGUCUUGAAGAGACCCGAAAUUGCCUUGAAAAUGAGAAAACACGCCUCGAAACACUUUUGAAAGAAACUGAAAAUAAUUUGGCCAAGGCAACACAUGACCUUAAUACCACGCGAAAUUGUUUGCAUAAAUCACAGCUGGAUUCUACACAAAAAGAUGCAUGCGAAAAGGAGUUGCAGGCAAGGCUCAAUAAUGAAAUGGAGGAAAGGGAGAGGGUACAGCAGGAGCUGUGUCAAACGAAAAAACAGCUUGCAGAGCUCGAAACAAGUUUAUGUAACACAAGACAAGAGAUGGGUCGUCUUCGCUGUCACCUUAACCAAGAGGAACAUCGCUGGCAUGAUCGUGAACAAGAGCUCUUGGCCCGACUUGAAGAUAGUCGUGGUCGUGAAAAACGUCUUGAGGAUCAAAAACACAACUUGGAAGUAUGCCUAGCUGAUGCAACCCAACAAAUCCAAGAGCUCAAAGCACGUCUCGGCGGUGCCGAAGGACGGGUUCGGGCGCUCGAUGAACAACUCAUGAACACUGAAGCGUUGAAAAAGGAAUCUGAAAACAAACUAAGCUCCAUUGCUCAUACUUUGCGUCGAAUAGCUGGUAUCCAAUUCGAUGGUUCUGUAAACCUUCCAUACCGUCUAAUGAGUCCAUCGCGGCGAUAUAGCCCAGUGCGUAGUGGCUGUGGACAUGACUACGAUAACCGCAGUAUGAGUGGUGGUGGUGAUGGUCCAGUUGAUGUCGAUCCGGAGUUGGUACGAAAAGGUAUUCGUACUCUAAUGCAUCAAGUCGCUCAGAUCGAACGGGAGAAGGACGAUUAUAAAGUUCAACUGGCAACUGCUAAGAAGCAGAUACACGACGCUUGCGAUUUGCAAGAAAGAAGCGAUGGUAAGAUUGCAAAACUGCAAAAUCUUCUACGAGGUUGCCAGGAGGAGAAAAGUACUGUGGAAUCACAACUGGAUUCGAAGAUUUCAUCCUUGCACGCUUUAGAAGAAGCAUUGAAACAGAAGACGAAUGAAGUAAUAGCACUGCGGGAUAGAGUGGCAAAUCUGGAAAUGCAACUGGGAACAGGCGUUGAAGAGAAAGGUCAAUGCGAGGAUCGCUUGGAAAAGACGCGACAGCAUGCAAGCCGUUUGGAGUCCGAAAAACGACAACUACAGGAAGAACUUUCUCGUACCGAAAGUAGACUAUCCAAACUCGAUCUUCAAAAGGUUGCACUUGAAGGUGAUAUAACUCGUCUGCAGAUGGCUUUAACUGAGAAGGAGAGCACAGUCCGAGCACUACAAGAACGUCUUGAAAACCAGGGACGCAGCUCAACACAACUCGAAGAUCGUUGCAUGUCCUUAAAGACGACAAUCGACCAAUUGAAGGAACGCUUGCAAAAGGCUGCGGUACUUGAAACGGAGCUAAGAGGUGAGGUGAAUGCACUUCAUAAGGAGCGAACCGAACAAGGACACUGUGUGCAGGCCAGUCAAGAUAAACUUAAACAAAUUCAAAAGGCUCUGUCCAGUUGCGAAAAUGAAAAACGGAUUCUUGCUGAACGGCUCGAUGCGGCUCAGAAUAAUAUUAAUGAAUUGCGACGCGGCCAACAGGCCCAACAAGAUUUGGCCCAACGUCUUCAAGAGCAGGUUGCUGAUUUGGAAGUGCAGAAAUCCAAUGUAGAAUCGCAACUACGCAUUGCUAAAUGGAACCAAGAAAACUCAGAUCAGAUGAACCUGGGCGGGGGCGACGGUGGUGAUGGUGACAUGACGCGGCAACUAUUAAACGCGCAACGUGAGAAGACAGAGCUCAAAGGAAAGCUGGAAGCACUCAAAGAAAAAGUGAAGCUCCUAGAAAAUGAACGUCAUGGAAGCAAAUUUUCAGGACAUGCGGCAUUUGAUCGCUCGGAGAAAAGUUUGUAUGGUGGGGACGGCGGUGAGUUAGAUUCGAACCGGAUGGAAACGGAUGGUUACCUAUCGCGUCACGGGCGUGGGAAACCUUUCAACUGUGGUCUUGACCAUACCAUGAUCGAACAUGAAAACCGCGACUUACGGCUGAAAGUUCGUCGUUUGGAAACCCUUUUGGCUGAAAAGGAGACCGAACUGGCGCGGGCAAAGGCUCGAUUAGUUGAAAGUCAGAAAUGUCUUCCAGGCGAUUCAGAACGAUAUCGCAGUGCCCAGUUGCAGGCCGAGAAGUUGUUGGAUGCACGUGAACAGGCUCAUCGACAACAGGUGACGCGGCUUGAAAAUCAGAUCUCGAUGUUGCGCGAACAAUUGGCUUUGGAAAGUAAACGAAGACAACAGUACAUCCUUCGAAGCUCGAGAGCUAACCGAGAAAUGCAGCAACUUCGCAAUACAUUGGGGGAUUCACUGCGCCACGUGUCGCAGGAUCCGUUUGAUACUAAUUUGUUGGAGAAUGAAACAAGACGACUUGAUACUGCAGUUUCACUUAGUCUACCUCCAUCCACAUGCCACGACUAUGAUCGAAGUAUGAGCCCGCCAUGUAGUCGCAAGUAAAGCGGUUGAAAUCGGUCCACGGGAGCAUUUGAAAUUAUCGAAAUUUUUAACGACUGCACGGGGGUGGCACGAGAUUGUUUCCUGAUAAGAAAUUAAUAAAAAAAAGCUCAAGGCAUCGUAUAGGCAAACCGUGCUUCACUCUGUUGUCUUCCCGUCCAUCCAAUGCAGUCUCAAAGUUUGGUACAAAAUUAUCUUUUGCUAUUUAUUUCUAUUCGUAAAAUAAGCAUAAACUAUGAAUAUAUGUGUACGUCGAAAACCUAGAAAUGAGUCGUAGUUGAAAAGGUAAUGGAAAAAGAAAGAAGAAAUCAAAAGUAGGAAAUGCUUUGAAAGUUAUCACUGCCAUUUACAAUUAGUGUUAGAUUUACUCGACUAUUUUCGAGAGUCUUUUCUCCUUUUGCACGUCGGAAAGUUCUCCGAAAUUUUAUCGAAGACGUUUACCUUUUUAUGGGUCACGUUUUCAAAGUAUAUAGCCCUAAGCAGGCAAAUAGUAAAGUGAAAAUGAAAUAAAAUGAAAUUCUAGUCAUCGGGAGUUAACCUAAUUCUAGCAUACGCUAACUGAUUUAAACAUUAUUUAUUCCGUUUAUUCCGUUUAUACCGCAGAUUUUUAAUAGUUUAUAAUUAUAUAAAUAUUAGCCCAACCUUCCACAUUCCAAAAGUAUUCAAAAACCAGUAGACCUGUAUUUGAUCAACUACUUUUAAUCUUUUUAUCAACAGAAAAGAGAAAGGCAACAUUGUCCUUUCUAUUUUCCUUUUUAGAGGCGUUUUAAUUUGCAUCUAUCUAAUAUUGGAGAACCAAGUUUUUUGUAGGAUCUGUAAAGUAGCACAUGAAGGAUAUGAUGCGAAUAAAGGAAAAGUUAC